AUGAGAGGUCGGCUGGACGUUUCGUAUCUGCAGCUACAACCGUCCCAGCACGGUGACCAGCAACACUUGCGGAGAUGGUUAAUUUGUGAAGCACAUACUUCUAUCGUCAUUUGUGGCUGGGAUAACUCUAAAUGGGUUGGUUGGGCGUUCGUCAAUGCGCCUCGGGAUCCUUUCACGCAAGACGAUGAAGAGGCUGACGAUGAAGGAAACGAAGGAGGGCCAGAUGAUGAGCCUUUAGUUCUGGAAGAGGAUUAUUUCGCCGCUGACGGCAAUGGCCACGCAAGUACAGUCGAAGACGCGAACAGGCCUAUCUGGGAUCCCCGACGCUACUGGUUGCGCAUCAUUGAGCUUCGUAUCUUUAGAGCCUUGGAAGAGUGGGAUUGGUGCAUUCGCUUCCUCGAGAGGGGCAUAGAAGCGCUAAAAGACAAACAUGUUCAUGAACUCACUAGCGGUUACGCUGCCAAUGACCAGCCCAUGAUCGAGCAACUAUUCAGAGAAACCGUCACGACUAUGCAGAUCCUGGGUAAGCUGCAUCGAACCAUCAAGAGAACCCUACGCGUAUGGACAGCAUUCACAGCCGCCAGCGGAGACUACCGUUACUUCUCCGAGCUGAAAGAUCCCGGUUCUCUCUCGGCUUUCAAGAGAUUAAGGGCUGCUUUCAUAUCAUUGGACGAUCUGCAACAUCGAUUACAUUUGCUUGAAAAGACCUGCAAAGAGUCUCAGACGAUGUUCCUGUUCUACCAAGAGCGUGUCAGUGAGACUCAUAGUAGCAUCGCUGUGCAGAGAAGCUACGAGACGAAACCUCGCACGAAUGGGGAUCUGGCCGUGGUCCUUCCGAAGCUGCGACCAGGGAUGAAGGCUGGUGAAGUGGCUGCUGAGCUGAUGCAAAAGUUUCCGAAAGACGACCCACUCUUUAUCCUACCCUUUGUGGAUGGCGUUCACUUUCGUGUCUUUCUCAAGGUCACGUCCGUGCCACGUCUUCUUUUGCCAUACACCUCGUCUCGAAAGAGUUCCUAUGGCUCUAUCACACUUCCCGCCGUCCCACAUGACGCGACCAAGAAGCUCGUCGUCGAGCUCUCCUCCCCGAACAUCACCAGCGAGUUCCAAGGAAAGCACCUGCGGAGCACAAUCAUCGGCGCAUGCAUCGGCCGGUUAUACGAGGCGAUGGGAUGGGAUGUAACACGCAUCAACUACCUCGGCGACUGGGGCAAGCCGAUCGCGUUGUUGUACGUUGGCUGGUCGAAUUACGGCUCGGAAGAGGCGUACGAUGCGGAUCCGGUCGGACACCUGCUGGAGGUCUACCACAAGAUUGAAGAAGACUUCAAGCCGGAACAGGCGGCGAGCAAGGCGGCGCGUGACGAAGUGGCGAAGGAAGGCGAAGAUAAAGGCGAAGCGCAGGCCGAGAUCGAAAGCAAGGGCAUCUUUGCAGAACGCAAUGAGGCUUUCAAGAAGCUGGAAGAGGGUGAUGAGGAGCUUGUGGCCUUUUGGAAGCGCGUGCGAGAUGCCAAUAUCGACAACUACACCAAGUUCUACGAGCGACUUGGUGUGCGCUUCGAUGAGUACUCUGGCGAGUCGCAGAUUAAGCCUGAGACUAUGGUGGAAGUCGAACAGAUGCUGAAGGAGAAGGGGAUCUCGGAGGAGAGCGGGGGAUCUCAGAUCAUUCACAUGCAGAACAUAGGUGCGAAGGCUGGUACGGCCAUCAUUCGCGACCGCUCCGGUAGCAGCACGUACCUUCUCCGAGACCUCGCCGCGGUGUUGGAGCGUUCGAGGAAGUACUCGUUCGACAAGAUGGUGUACGUGGUUGCCAGCGACAAUAGCGUCCACUUUACUCAGCUCAUCAAGGUGUUGGAGGCGAUGGACAUGAAGGAGCUCGCCAACAAGCUCCAGCAUGUCAAGUUCAGCGAGGUAUCGAAAAUGGCGGCGACGCUUGGUAAAGGGUACAAGCCGCAGGGUAUAUUGGACGCAUGUGAGGAAGCGAUGACUGCGUUGUCGGAAGCCGAUGCCGAGAAGCUCGAAGUGGUAGGUGGGUUGGAUGAUGUCAGGGAAGGACUGGCGACAUCGUCACUUCUCGUGCAAGAGCUCUCGACUCGUCUGACAACAACACAUGCCUUCGAUACCGGCGCGAUGGCUGCCUUCAAGCUUGGGUCGGGCCCGGAUCUGCAGUACUGGCUGGCCAAGCUCCGCCAAUUGCUCAAAGGCACGGACGCCGCAGCUGAACUCUCGGAUGAAGAUUACGAAGUGUUGGCUGAAGAAGACCCGGCCAAUCUUCUGCGCAUUCUGGCUCAGUACACAGAGGUCGUGGAUGCGACCUACCAUUCGCUCGAGCCGGCUGGUGUUGUUACUUAUCUCGCCAGUGUGACUGAGCAGCUUGCCGAGUGUCUUCCUAAGGAUGCUGAGGGUGAUCAGGAUGCGAAGGUCACCCCCGGUUUCGCUGCGCUCUAUGAAGCGACUGCUGUCGUGCUGGAAAAUGGCAUGAAGUUGCUAGGGUUGGCGCCCAUCGCGCAGUCAUUGCCGGAGAGAGCGGAUACGCCGGUGAUGGGCUGA
Alternaria conjuncta is the source of this 2544-nucleotide messenger RNA. RefSeq lists its product as uncharacterized. NCBI's taxonomy places the organism in Eukaryota, Fungi, Ascomycota, Dothideomycetes, Pleosporales, Pleosporaceae. The record is from RefSeq and is a predicted model, not a curated record. Gene Ontology annotation, biological process: mitochondrial translation; arginyl-tRNA aminoacylation. Bases 1 to 2544 code for a protein of 847 amino acids. Gene Ontology annotation, cellular component: cytoplasm; mitochondrion. The transcript is spliced from 6 exons. Gene Ontology annotation, molecular function: arginine-tRNA ligase activity; ATP binding.